UAGCGAGUGGUGGGUCAGCAAACGUCAAUACCCAGAGCAAUGAAAUGCUCUGACAUUUCGAGAGCCAAAUUAUCAUUGGGCGACGGCAUUCGCAGAACAUUGUAGAAUCUGACACUUUAUCUAUGGAGGUCAACACCACCACCACCAUCAACUGUGUUUAUUCAUUCUGACGAAGGCUAUGGCAAAGCAGAUGAUGUAAGCCUCGUCUGUCACAACAUGCACGAAUGCUCCGUGAAACAGUUACAUAAAGAAAAGACCGCUGAAUUGAGACCAAUUGGCGUGAUAUCCUGUACAAAUUAGCCGACGUCAGGCGUCCCCUGCUGACAGAGCGUGCUCUAUCAUCACAAAGACAUCAACCAAGAGUUCUUAGAGUUUCUUACAUUCUUGUAAAGCCACUUAGCACGCGUAGCGUUUCGGGCUACACCUCAAGCUGGCCCCCCAAGUCUCAGGUCGUACAAGUGAAGCGAAAAUAUUCAAGAAGGUUUAAUUAGAAAGACAUUCGCGAGACAAAUUUGGCGAGGCAGGAGCGGGAGGUUUGAACAUGGCAGAGGCGCGCGCUGCUGUUGCCAUGAAUGACUCGGCCGACGCCAGCUUUGAAGGCUUUCCCUCGGACUCUGUCGAUUUGAGGGAGUUAAUGGAUAGACUGAAUAAGUUGGAACUAAUUCAGUCGCAGCGGCGGAAGAAUAUUGGGGAUUUACAGGAGGAGAGCGAGUUUGUUGAGAGUAAAGUGAAGAGUUGUGAGCAGUGCCCCCAGGUUAUACUAGAUACACUUGUGAGUGUUGAGUCGACUGUGGAGGGUUCCUCGGGUGGGAAGGAAGACCAGGAAUUACACCAAGGGAAGGAAAGAAGUAAUAAGUUGACAUCUGAGGUUUUGCUCAAAAAGAUGCCUACCCAAGCAGAGAUUUUUGCAGAGCUGGGUAUCCCUGGAGGGGUGGAGGCUUCGGCUGGUGUGGGUGGAGGGGCAGCUAUUAAUGCCGAGGAGCUUGGAAAUGAUUCCACCAUGGAGGAGCUCUGGGCCAUGAAGGCAAUGGAACAUUCAGAAAUUCAUUUUAAUCUCCUGUGUGCAGUUGAUCCUAAACUGCUGAGGCUUACCCCAAAGGAUGAUGUCAUCUAUAGUGCCUUCAGAAAAGAAUUUCCAGAUUUUAAUGUUGCAAAGUUGGAGGAAAAAGAUCUCAAAAGUUCAGAAGCAAAGGAGAAAUGGAGACCAUUUUGUAUCGCCUUUGAGAAGGAAAUUGAAGACUAUAGUUUUGCCACCCUUGUGCGCAUAGACACCAAUGAUGAAUAUUCUGAAUCGAAUACAAUCCUUGUUACUCGGAUACAGUUUUUCUGUAUAGAAAUUGCUCGCAACAGGGAGGGACUGAAUGACGCUAUUAGGACACAGUUCAAGCCCAAGCCUCGUUCCAAGAAGACACAGCAGUGACAACAGGACUGGAACUAAUUCAGAUUACAGUACUGUAGGAAAAUGUACAGUAUGUUCGAACCUUCUUAAAUAUUCUAUUAUUUAGCGCUAUGAAAUUAUGAGAUGACCGAGUAUUAUCUUUAAACUUCUCAGCAUGGGAGAGUUCCUACAUGAUAAAUGUGCCUUUUCUUAUUACACGAUGUGCAUCUUUUAACUGGUGAACCAGUAAAAUACUCGCCUGAAAUGUGUUUUUCCCAUAAUUUAUAUUUUAUAUUUUUGUACAAUUGUAAAACCUACAGUAGGUUAGGUUAUUAAGGUUGUUUUGAUGUAAUACAGAUAUGGAGUUACUGUACUGAUAUACUGAUGUAUAAAUACAUGUCAUGACAUGGAAUUUUACUGGUAUAGAUGGAGGUACUGGAGCUUCAACCAAGGACAAUUUAAAUGCAAAGUGAAUGCUAAUAUUUUUUAUUGUUGCUGCUGCAGGCAGCUACUUUAUUUUACACACCCAUACUCAUCCUGUGGGCGGUAGUGCAGAAGAGAAUUACUUAGGACAGUCUUAAUCAAACCUUGACAGAGUUCUUUAUAUUAACAAUUACAUAUAACACACACCUUGUAAUUAAAAUGACAGCUAAGUAUAAACUUUUGCAUUGCAGCAUUUAUGUAUUUACUGAAGUGAAAUCUGAAAUUCUUGCAUUGUAUCCAUAUAUAUUAUCAUUUUGUAAUAGGAUGGUUUGCCAUUUCAUGCUGUGUGAGCUUAGCUUUAUCUCUAAAUGGCAUACUUUACCCAGUUGUGUUUACUUGGGACACACCUAUUGUGUGUCCCUGUCUUUGUCCAUUCACUAUGUAGGUUCGCUGAUAAUAAAUAUGUCAGAUAAAUGGGAUUGACUAAUGAGCAAAGUGCAGUAUAUUGGUCCAUAAAAUCAAGGUUUUAUUGAAAUUGAUUUAAGAUAUUGCAGCAAGAAUAUAGAAUAUAUUUGUGGAUCCAAUGAAUGUUGGAUAGAUUCCAAGAGCAGGUAUGGAUAAUUACUUGUUGCAAGGGUAGAAGAGUUUUCAUUAGAACUCUACUAUAGAAAUGGAUUUAUUUGUUCAAAAAAUUAAACCUUUUGGUAGAUUGUCAGUUUGUAAACUAGAGUACUGUAUACUUUUUGUUAUGCCUUGUGAGAGUACGGUAUAGGAUUUUUCAAUUUACAGUAGCAAACUUUGUUUCCAAAAUGACACCAGCAGUUUGACUGCAAUUAGCAUGUCAAACUGCAAAGAAACAAAAUUCCUUGCACAGAAAGAAAGGUGGGCUUUUUGAAUAAUUUUAUAUGAUCAUUUUUAAUAAUCAUUAAUCUGAUGAGUCCAUUUUUGUAUACAUGUAAGUGUGGCUUCUUUGGUAAUUCCUGAAUUUCCAUGAACAUAAACAUGCUGUCUUUGUUGUGUGUAUUGCUUAUUUCUAGAUGGCAAAACAGAACAGUUUUUAAUCUGGUCAUGAGAACUGUCUUCUUCCAGCAAUAGAUUAACCUAUCACUUGGGAGAGCUAAGGCAGGUACAGUAUUUGUGUUCCAUCUCUGAUUUGGAUAUUGUAUUUUAUAUUGUUCUCUGCUAACUUUGGAUAGAUGACUGGCAGACAUAUGAUCCCCAGAACAAUCACAUUGUAUGUAUAUCUCCAUGGCUUUUUUCAUUUUCUUUUUUUUUUUUUUACCCCUAUAUAAAAAAAAAUUUUGUCCUAGUUACAUAUUGGCUUAACUCAUUGUGCUUACAUGUAUACUGUAUUUGUGAUAGACAACUGUAUCCCCCCCAAUUAUCACGAUAAAGAUACUGUCUGAUUCUUAAUCCUUCAAUAUAGAUGCAAUUUUGUGCUCAUGUAUAGGCAUUCUAUGUACAGUAAUGUGCAAGAUUUUUUUGAUUUUCUGGGAGGGCCUCUUCAGCAGUUUGAGAGCUACCAAGUACCCCACCAAAAUAGGGCAUUUCAUUGGUUAAAUGCUUGAUUUGUGACGUUAGUAAUAAUUAGUAUUCUUGUACUGGUGUAGUACUCUAGAGAGUGUAAUUACUUCAAACAUCAGUAAAAUGGGCAUGCAGUUGAGCUGUUCACUUUAUCUGAGACUGGAUUAGAUGAAAAUGUUUAACUCCUGUAGUUAUGGUAACUUGUCAUAUUACUCCAAGAGUGUUGUCAUUCGACAUUUUCCUGUGAGAAUGUCGACACCAGUGUUUGAGGUGUGAUCGGUGAGCGAGACAUCUCAUGUCAGCGAGAGUAACCUGGAAACAAAAAUAUGAUUGUUAAUAAUUGCGAAAAAGGGCAUUUAAUUUGUUAUAGUCCAGUUUAAUUCGGGGCACUUAAUGGAGUGCCGCCCUGCUCUUUAUUGUCUGAACUGCAUUGUCCCUCUUACGGUUGUGCAGAUCCUUGCUGAAUGUCCCGACUUUUGAAUAUCCCACAGUUUUGACGGUGCUACACAGCCUCCCUGACUUGAUUUCUUUUGAUAAUUACUUGCUGUAAUUACUCAUUGUGUGUGUGAGAGAGUUGUGAAACCUAGACACUAUUUGUACUUGUUAGUAUAUACCCUACAGAAUGUGCCAUUUUAAGCAUUCAGACAGUAAUUACUUCAAAAUUACAGGUAUUUUACUAGAAAAUUAAGAUUGUAUAGAUGCAUUUGGUUAGAUGUUGACUGGUAAUUAUUAACAGAUGCAGAAUACAUUGAUACUAAGGUUAAGAAUGAUAGGAACUUGUCAUAAAGUACAUAGAGAUAUCCAUUUAGUUAUGCAUUCAAAAGCAAGUUGUUACUGUAUCGUCAGUAAUAUUAAUGAAAUAUUUAGGAUGUUUUCAAUGAAAGCUUAAAUUUUUGUAGGAACACACCUUCCUGGGGGAAAGGGGGGAAAAUCCUGCUGAUAUUGUAUCGAGGGGAGAAAAAUCUGUUAAUAAAAUAUCAAUAAGAUUCCACUCUUCCCCCCCCCCCCCCCCCAUGGAAGCAGGUUCUUAGAAAAACUUAAGCUUUCAUUAUAAACAUCCAAAAUAUUUCCUUAAUUAAUGAUACCGUAUGUAGAUUUUGAUUAUGUAUCGACUUUCUUCAUUUUCCUGCAAUUUGGAUAUAUAAAACGUUUAUGGUGUUAUUGUAAUGUAUAGCAUAAAUAAAACAUUUCAACA
Procambarus clarkii (red swamp crayfish) is the source of this 4520-nucleotide messenger RNA. Its product is annotated as protein PBDC1. Lineage: Eukaryota; Metazoa; Arthropoda; Malacostraca; Decapoda; Cambaridae. The record is from RefSeq and is a predicted model, not a curated record. Gene Ontology annotation, cellular component: cytoplasm.